CAGAGUAGGACCAAUAUGAAAAAUGAAACCACUUCCUCAAGUAAUAUUGGUUCAGUAACUUACCAAAAAGAGUCAAAGGAACUUAAAGAAAGCAGAGCAGAGACGAGCCAAGAAGAGGUGAUGGUUCAACAGCAAAAUCAACUUCCCGGGAGAGAGAAAACAAAGAAAAUAAACUUCAAAGUACCUGAGUCGCCUAGACAGGAAGGGCAGCCCAUUCUUUGGUCAGUGAAUCUGACAAGAACAGAAAAUGCAGAAUCUCUCCAAAUAGUGGGGGAAAAUGUAGGAAAGUCAGUGAUCUCAAAACCUAAAGAAAAGGUGGAUCUUCCAGAGCAAGAAGUUAAAGAAUAUAUAGAAAAAAUGAGUGUUACACCAAAAGAACAGCACAGCACAUUUAACAGUGGCUUACAGAAACUACUUAAAGAAAUGUCUGAGGCACCCUCACCAUCAUUCCAACCAGCUAGUGAUAAAGGUGUUCCAAGAAAAGAAUUGGGAAUUGAUGAACACCUAAUUGUUUCUGUAAGAACAAAGCAGAGCAAGACUGCUCCCACAGACUCCAAGGAAAAAGCAGUAUCCCCUAAAGAGGAGGUUGUAGAGACUGUAGACAAAACUGUUGCUCCAUCAAAGACUGAACUUGAUGCAUUUAAUGCUGGGCUAGAGAAACUGCUGAAGGAAACCUCCAAAAUAUCAUCCUCUUCUAGUCAGAACGUAACAGAAAAUAUUUCUGAAGAGACCGUUUCUUGGCCUGGGCAGAGAAGAUUUUUUGAAAAGGUGAUGGAACGGAGUCACAGCACUUAUCCUACAAUUCAAAGAGAGGAAGUGCUUCCUCAAGAAGUAAAAGAAACUAUAGAAAGAACAGUCAUUCCACCCAAAGAUGAACUUGAUGAACUAAAAAUUGGUCUGGGGAAGCUGCUUAAGGAAUCUGACGCUUCCUGUCCAUUGCAUCAGGCAGCCGAUGCGGAUGAGGGUAUCCAGAGAGAGAGUUCUCAUGAAGAAAUCAUUCCAAGCUCUUCCCAAAAGGCAAUGCGUCCUGGCAUAGCUGCUUAUGUCGUGACCCAGAAUGAAGCACAGCCUCCGGGAGAGGCAGUCUCAGAGACUGUAGAAAAAACCACGGUUCCACCAAAAGCUGAAUUCCAUGAUCUGGAUGCUGGUUUAAAGAAACUACUUAAGGAAGCAUCCGCAAUCUCAUUUUCAUCGUACAAUGUAGAUAACAGUAAAAAAGCAGCGUCUGAGAAUGUGCCCGAAGAAGAUCGGCGAAGAUAUUAUAAGCGGGUCACAGAGACUGACCAGGCUACUUCUGUUACUGCCCAAGGAAGGGUUGGGGCUCCAAAUGGAAUUGGGACUGUAGAGAGAAGUACCGUUCCAUAUCAGGAUGAUGUUAGCCCAGUCAAUACAUGCCUGGAGAAACCAAAUGAAGAGGCAGCUAAAGUGCUGUUACCUUUAUAUGCAAAAAAUGGAGAAAACGUAAGCUCUCAGCCAGAGGAUCAGAUUGAUCAUCCUGUAUCUCCUGGUAACCAUCAUGAAGUGACUGAAAUACUAGUAAAAACAGUUCAGCCAAAACCUGAACUCCGUGAAUUUAAUGCUAGUUUGCAGAAACUGCUUAAGGAAGCUUCUGAAAUGCCACCCUCUGAACAGAAAAGCUUUGACAAUGAGAUGCAUGUUAGGAUACAGCCUAAUCAGAGUGUGAAAUCCACUUACCAACGAGAAAUCAAUCAUCCUCAAGAAGUAAAUGAAACAGUCAAAAAAGCCGUUGCUCCUUCCAAAGCAGAACUUAGUGGAUUUAAUUCUGGGUUAAAGAAACUGCUGAAGGAAGUCUCUGAAAUGCAAACUCUUCAACUGAAAAACAUGGACAAUGCAGUGCAGAAGAGUAUGGGGAUACAGCCUAAUCAGAGCGUAGACUUAACUUAUCAGCAAGAUAUUGACCAUCCUCAAGAAGUAAAUGAAACCAUAGCAAAAGCUGUUGCUCCUUCCAAAUCUGAGCUUGGAGACUUUAAUGCUAGUUUGCAGAAACUGCUUAAGGAAGCCUCUGAAACGCCACCUCUGAAGAGCGUAGAUAGUGUAAUACAGGGUAGAACACAGCCUAAUCAGAGUGCAUAUUCCUCUUACCAACAAGAGAUGGACCAUCCUCAAGAAAUAAAAGAAACCGUAGAAAAAACUGUUGCUCCAACAAAAGCAGAAUGCAGUGAAUUGAAUAUCUGCUUAGAAAAACUUCUCAAAGAAGCAUCUGACAUUUCAUCUCAGCUGCCAACGAAGAUGGGAAAACAGGAAAGACCCAAUGACUCUGUGUCUCAAGCAGAAAAGGGAAGUCUAGCCAUUAAAAUGCCACUCGCUGGUCCAAGUGCUUCAGGUGGCUAUCGCACAGAGUUUAAGAUACCAAUCAAGAGAGAGACUUUGAAACAAAAUGACAAAGCCGUAAAGGAAGAUCAUGUGGUAAAUGAAGUGAGAGGUUCUACUCUCCCUGAAAGAAAUGUAGCAUUUGAGAAAACAGUACAGACUAACCUGGCAUCACCUGAAGCACUUCUCAAGGAAAGAGAGAAUGGCGCGGCUGUUUUCAAGAUGCAUAAGAUGGAGAUAAAAAAUGAAAAUAAAAGAGAGGAAGCAGCAGGCAAGGAGGUUGAUAAAAGCGCUUCCUUAGCAGAUGCCAGUGAGGCAACAUCUGAAGUGAAUGCACCAUUUAGAUUCAGGAGACCAAGCACACCACUUAAAGAUGAUGAUCGCUCCACCAAAAUAAGUAAAGUUGAGCUGCUCCUAGCAUCUCCUUAUGAUGAUGAAGAUGACACCAUAAGUUUUGGCUCUGAUCUUUCAGGUUCAACCUGUUCAGAAGAAUUAGAUCCUAUUUUGAAGGCUUUGAAAAGGAGUGCAGAUAGGCAAAGGCCUUCCAAAAGUCUAGAGGACAUUCCAUCAGCCACAUCAAAUAAAGGAAAAAUAGAUAUUCCAAAAGAAGAAUUAGUACUUAGUGCUGAAGAUGAUCAGAAAACCGAUCAGCAACAAGAGACAAAUGAAAAUGUACAAGGAAUGCCUUCAGACCUGGAUCACCAGUUUUCAAAUCCUGAAAAACUCAAAAGAUUGAGCCAGUCAGUACCAGCAUUUCUACAAGAAGAGAGUGACAGAGACACUGAUACAACAUCAGAAAGCAGUUAUCCUCAUGGCAGAAUCAAGAAGAGCCCCAGCUCUCUAACCAAUCUUAGCGGCUCUUCUGGCAUGGCGUCCUUGUCUUCUGUGAGCGGAAGUGUAAUGAGCAUUUACAGUGGAGACUUUGGCAAUGUGGAUGUGAAAGGCCACAUUCAGUUUGCCAUUGAUUAUGUAGAACAGCUGAAGGAGCUCCAGAUUUUUGUUUCCCAGUGUAAAGACUUGGCAAUUGCAGAUGUUAAGAAACAACAUUCAGACCCGUAUGUAAAGACUUACCUGCUUCCAGAGAAAUACAAGCUGGGGAAAAGGAAGACCUCAGUGAAAAAGAAAACAUUGAAUCCAGUCUAUAAUGAAAUAUUGCGGUAUAAAAUUGACAAAGAACUGGUAAAGACCCAGAGACUGAAUCUCUCUGUCUGGCACAAUGACACCUUUGGGCGCAAUAGUUUCCUAGGUGAGGUGGAACUUGAUUUGGGAACAUGGGACUGGAAUGACAAACUGAAUAAGCAGAUGAACUGGUUCCCGCUUAAGCCUAGGACUCCAGCAGCAGCUCUUGAACUAGAGAACAGAGGAGAGAUUAAACUAGCCCUUCAGUAUGUCCCACAGCCUGUCGGGGGUAACAAGACCCCGUCCACUGGAGAGGUCCACAUCUGGGUGAAGGAAUGCAAUGACCUCCCUCUCCUGAGAGGCAACAAGAUCAACUCUUUUGUUAAAUGUACCAUCCUUCCAGAUACUAGUAGGAAGAGUCGCCAGAAAACAAGAGCAGUGGCGAAAACUACAAACCCAGUGUUCAACCACACCAUGGUUUACGAUGGCUUUAGAGCUGAUGAUUUGAAAGAAGCGUGUGUAGAACUUACAGUCUGGGACCACAACAAACUAGCCAAUCACUUUCUGGGAGGUCUCAGGAUAGGAAUGGGAACAGGCAAAAGCUAUGGUACAGCAGUGGACUGGAUGGACUCCACUUUAGAGGAAAUCACCCUAUGGGAGAGAAUGUUGAGCUCGCCAAACACAUGGGUAGAAGAUACACUGCCACUCCGGAUGCUAAUGGUAGCAAAGCUGACAAAAUAAGAUGACUUUCUAAUUGCUAGUGUCCAAAAUGUUUACUUGUUGGAUCUUGGGAGGGGAAGGAAAUAAUAAAAUGGGGAACUUGGAGGAAUUCUAUAAAAGUGUGUGUACUACAGUAGAUCUGUAGACAGCCUCUGUUCUGUUGUUUUAUUUUGUGCUGCUAAAUGUUACUACGUAAUGCAAAUUAAACUUUUCUGCUUUCAGAUUAUUUUUUUAAACUAAAGGCCUUUUACUUCUUGCUCACUGAAAAUGAAUUAAAUAAAGAAUAUACUAUUGAAAUUCAGUGGUCCAAUUACAAGGGGUGUGUUGUGUGUGUGGUCACCUAGAAUAGUGCAAAAUGUUGGUGAUUUGCUAAAUAAUGCACCCAAAAAAGCAACAACUUUGUCUAUUUCCCAGGGUCUUUUGUGUGGCAUUUAAAAUAAGCUGACAAUAGGUUGCUAUAGUCACAUUCACUGUGUGUUUACAGCUUAAUUUUAAUGGUAUGUUCAAGUCUCUGGUGGUUACACCCUUUGGUAGAGUUCAUGAUGGGGAAUUCCAUCUCUAGUUUUAAGCUCUCAGAGCUUGGGAGGGCUUUAUCUAUUGAUAUAAGCAUUCUAUGAAGAGUGGUGAUAUUGAGCUCAAUCCUAUAGGGUGCUGAAUUUCCACAUGUUCAGGAUCAGGGCCAUAAAGAGGAUUUGACUGUAUACAUAGUACAUAUACUAGUGGUUUUGUUAUCGUAUCUCUAAAUUAUGGAUUCUGUAUGGAAGCAAUGAAGUUGAAUUUACUGUAUUUAAAUGUUACUCUGAAGGAUCUCUUCACCCAUUAAGUUGCUCAUUUUAUUAUUGAUUAAUAAAUUGGAUAUUUAUUUUACGCAUAUACACUAUCUGUACCCAAGUGUGUUGUUGGAUUGCUCUCUUGGGUGUGUCAAGACUUUUGUAUGCACUUUGGUGCCACCACUACAACACAGCAGGAAUUGGGUAGUUCUUUAAAGAACCUACACCAUAUGAAAUAGCAAGCAAAUUUCAAUCCUAUAGCAUUGUAUUUAACUAAAAGUUUGAAUGUAAAAAACAUAUAAAGGUAUUAUUUUAACUAAAAGCAGCCUAUUAAAGCUACAGUUGUGUUCAGAGAAGUAACUGCUCAAUUAAAAUACACAUCUGAUCAA
Mauremys mutica (yellowpond turtle) is the source of this 5329-nucleotide messenger RNA. It is a transcript of the gene SYTL2, whose product is annotated as synaptotagmin like 2. The transcript is spliced from 13 exons. Gene Ontology annotation, molecular function: neurexin family protein binding; small GTPase binding. Gene Ontology annotation, cellular component: exocytic vesicle; plasma membrane. The record is from RefSeq and is a predicted model, not a curated record. The coding region runs from base 16 to 4191 and encodes 1391 amino acids. Gene Ontology annotation, biological process: intracellular protein transport; exocytosis. Lineage: Eukaryota; Metazoa; Chordata; Testudines; Geoemydidae.